Molecule: messenger RNA, 4707 nt
Organism: Coniosporium apollinis CBS 100218
Lineage: Eukaryota; Fungi; Ascomycota; Dothideomycetes
Product: ABC drug exporter AtrF
Exons: 3
Coding region: 1-4707 (1568 amino acids)
Biological process (GO): transmembrane transport
Cellular component (GO): membrane
Molecular function (GO): ABC-type transporter activity; ATP binding; ATP hydrolysis activity
Source: RefSeq, a predicted model, not a curated record
AUGUGGGCUUCUACCCUGCCGGGCGACAGGCGCCGUCAUCGGGAUGAGCAUGGAGGCCAGCUGAAUCCAUGGCAUCUGAAUUACGCGGGCAACCAAAACCCUAACAGAGCCCAUGAGCCGGAAGAAAGCGACGAGACAGCGGUCCCCACUCCUGAGGGUGGGGAUCAGGACAAUCUCAACAGCACAUGGGGUGAACGAGAUGUCGGGAUACCCAGCCACGCCAUGUCCAUGAGGGACUAUGAGACACUAAGGCGCGAAUUGACAACACUAUCACGGACCAGAUCACAGCGGAGGCCUGACGAGAACGGCCUCUUCCAGACCAUCAGCGGUCGCAGUGGGAGAAGUGCCCGUAAAGUAGACACAAGACGAUCCCGCCGCUCGGACCGCGCGCCGUCGGCAGCUGGAGAGCUAGAAGUUGAAGAGGAUCUGGAGGCCGCUGCCGUAGAAGACAAGGAGGAAGAAUUCGAGCUGGACCAGUUCAUGCGGGAAGGCCACUUCGAAAAGCGCACAGAAGGCCGCUCAGCGAAGAAGGUUGGCGUGGUCUGGAAGAAUCUGACGGUAAAAGGCACAGGCUCUACAGCCACCUUUGUUAAAACCUUACCGGAUGCAGUUCUAGGUACCUUUGGUCCCGAUCUUUACAGGAUAAUAUCCAACUUCAUCCCCGCAUUGAAAAUCGGCAAGCAUAAGCAGACACGCACGCUUAUCGAUAACUUUGCCGGGGUUCUCAAGGAUGGGGAGAUGCUGCUUGUGCUUGGACGGCCAGGAGCUGGUUGUUCGACGUUUCUCAAGACCAUCGCAAACAACCGCGAGACCUUUGCCGAAGUUACUGGAGACGUCUCGUACGGAGGCAUAUCCGCAGAGAAGCAAAAAAAGCAGUACCGUGGCGAAGUCAACUACAAUCCCGAGGACGACAAGCACUUCGCAUCCCUCAAUGUCUGGCAAACACUCAGGUUCUCCCUUCUGAACAAGACAAAGAAACGUGACAAGGCCGGAAUUCCAGUCAUCAUCGAUGCGCUGCUCAAGAUGUUCGGCAUCUCUCACACAAAGUACACCCUAGUGGGCGACGAGAUGGUUCGCGGCGUUAGCGGCGGAGAGCGGAAGCGCGUCAGCAUUGCUGAGACCCUCGCUGCCAAGUCUACCGUGGUGUGCUGGGAUAACUCUACGCGUGGUUUGGACUCCUCUACUGCUCUGGAUUACGCCAAAUCACUCCGCAUCAUGACCGACAUCAGCAAUAGGACCACGAUCACCACACUCUACCAAGCUGGUGAGGGCAUCUACGAGCUGAUGGACAAGGUGCUCGUCAUCGACGCUGGAAAAUGCGUCUUUUACGGUCCCACUGAGGACGCCAAACAGUACUUUACAGAGCUUGGGUACUACUGCCCCGAAAGGCAGACGACUCCCGACUUCUUGACUUCCGUAACAGAUCCAGGCGAGCGUCGCUUCAGGGAGGGUUACGAGGCGAAAGCACCGAAAGGUCCUGAGGAGCUUGAGAAAGCGUUCAGGUCGUCCUCCAACUAUCAAAAGGUUCUCGAGGAAGUUGAGGCUUAUGACCGUGAGAUCAAGGAGAGCGACUACGCGGAUGCGAAGGAGUUUGAGCGAACGGCGCAAGAACAGAAGAGCCAUAGAACCGUCCGCCCGAAAUCCCCGUACACCGUCAGCUUUCCACGGCAGGUGUGGGCUUGUACGCUCCGCGAAUUCUGGUUGAUCUUUGGAGACCGGACCACUUUGAUCACCAAGUUUUUCAUCAUCAUUAGCAACGGUCUCAUUGUCGGUAGUCUCUUCUACGGUCAACCUCUAACUACCGAAGGAGCCUUCACUCGAGGCGGUUCUUUGUUCUUCUCAAUUCUGUUCCUCGGCUGGUUACAGUUGUCCGAGCUGAUGAAAGCUGUCAGCGGCCGCGAAGUAGUCUUGCGCCAUAAGGACUACGCUUUCUACCGACCAUCUGCGGUAAGCAUCGCACGAGUGGUAACCGACCUUCCGAUGCUUUUCAUCCAGGUCGUUAUCUUCUCAAUCAUCAUGUACUUCAUGACCAAUCUCGACAUCGAUGUGUCGAAAUUCUGGAUCUACUUGCUCUUCGUGUACACCACAACGAUAUGCAUCACGGCACUCUACCGGAUGUUCGCGGCUCUUUCGCCUGAAAUCGACACAGCUGUGCGCUUCAGUGGCAUCGCACUCAACCUGCUGAUCAUAUACACCGGAUACGUUAUUCCAAAACCUCAGCUGCUGAACCAAUACAUCUGGUUUGGCUGGCUCUACUACGUCAAUCCGGUCGCCUACUCAUUCGAGGCCGUCCUGACAAACGAGUUCUCCGAUCGGGUCAUGGAAUGCGCGCCUUCACAGCUCGUACCGCAAGGCCCCGGCGUCGAUCCCGCGUAUCAGGGUUGCGCUCUCAGUGGAGCGCCAGUGAACUCCCAGGUUGUCCCAGGUGCAGAAUAUCUUGACACGACCUUCCAAUACAGUCGCUCUAACUUAUGGAGGAACUUUGGUGUCGUCAUCGCUUUCACCGUCCUCUAUAUCGUAAUCACUGCUGUUGCGACGGAGGUGUUUUCCUUUGCAGCAGGUGGGGGAGGCGCCUUGAUCUUCAAGAAGACGAAAAAGGCCAAGGCAGCCGUGAAGACCGAGCCAGUAGAUGAGGAAAAGGCGGUCCCCAAUGGGAACCUGAGUUCACAGAGUAGCGACACCUUGGACGGUCAAGCCGAAGAAGAGGCAUUGGAGGAGAUCUCAAACAGCGACAGCGUGUUCACUUGGAAGGAUGUCGAGUACACGGUGCCCUAUCGAGGUGGCGAGCGGAAGCUGUUGAACAAAGUCAGCGGAUACGCGAAGCCUGGUGUGAUGGUUGCUUUGGUUGGUGCCUCCGGCGCCGGUAAGACCACGCUGCUUAACACACUCGCUCAGCGUCAAUCGACCGGCGUUGUCAGCGGCGACAUGCUUGUCGAUGGCAAGCCUUUGGGCGCCGACUUUCAGCGCCGCACCGGCUUCUGUGAGCAAAUGGACUUGCAUGAUGGGACUGCAACUAUCAGAGAAGCGUUCGAGUUCUCCGCAAUCCUACGACAACCAAAGGAUGUUCCCCGUCAAGAGAAGCUUGAUUACGUUGACAAGAUUAUUGACCUGCUAGAACUUAGAGACAUGCAAGAUGCUCUCGUGAGCAGCCUCGGCGUUGAGCAAAAGAAGCGCGUCACUAUCGGAGUAGAACUUGCGGCGAAACCGUCCCUGCUACUCUUCCUAGACGAGCCGACCAGCGGCCUGGACUCCAAUUCUGCGUACUCCAUCGUCAGAUUCCUCAAGAAGCUUGCGUCAGCCGGACAAGCUAUCGUCUGUACCAUACACCAGCCUAGCUCGAUCCUAAUCCAGCAGUUUGAUAGCAUCCUAGCGCUAAAUCCAAGAGGAAACACUUUCUACUUUGGACCUGUCGGCGAGAAUGGCAAAGAUGUCAUCAAGUAUUUCGCCGACCGAGGUGUGCAGUGUCCACCUAAUAAAAACGUCGCGGAGUUCAUUCUAGAAACCGCUGCUAAGUCUCCAAGAGGCAAGGACGGGAGGCGCAUCGACUGGAACACCGAAUGGAAGAACUCUGAAAUGAACAAGCAAGUCCUAGCGGAGAUUGAUCGCAUCCGCAGCGAGCGCGGCACGAAGACCAAUGAGAACGGCCAGCAAGAGGAUCCUACAGAGUUCGCCGCUCCUAUCUGGCUGCAGACUACCAUGCUCACUAAGCGCAUCUUCACUCAGUAUUGGCGCGAUCCAUCCUACCUCUACGGCAAGCUGUUCGUUAGCGUAAUCAUCGGCAUCUUUAACGGCUUCACCUUCUACCAGCUGGGCAACUCAGUGCAGGACUUUCAGAAUCGUUUGUUCACGGCUUUCCUGAUAGUUGUCUUCCCUCCCACCAUCGUCAACGCCGUCGUCCCCAAGUUCUACACCAACAUGUCGCUCUGGCAGGCCCGCGAGCUGCCGAGCAGGAUCUACGGCUGGUUCGCCUUCGCAACCGCACAGAUCCUCGGCGAGAUCCCCAUCACUAUAGUGGGUGCAGUCAUCUACUGGCUGCUGUGGUACUAUCCUGCAGGCCUCCCCACCGACUCCUCGACCGCUGGCUACGUCUUCCUGAUGACGCUGCUCUUCUUCCUCUUCCAGGCUAGCUGGGGCCAAUGGAUCUGCGCCUUCGCGCCGUCCUUCACCGUCAUCUCCAACGUCCUCCCCUUCUUCUUCGUAAUGUUCGGCCUCUUCAACGGCAUCGUCCGCCCCUACGCCUCUAUGCCCGCCUUCUGGCGCUACUGGCUCUACUACCUGAUCCCCUCCACCUACUGGAUCGGCGGCGUCGUCUCUGCCACUUUGCAGGGCGUCCCGGUCCGCUGUCUGCCCACCGAAACCGCGCGCUUCGACGUCCCGCCCGGCGCCGGCACCUGCGCCGACUACGCUGGCGGCUUCGUCAGCCAAACCCAGGGCUACCUGAUGAAUCCGGAUGCGACGGCGGGCUGCAUGUAUUGUCCGUAUAGUACGGGAGAGGAGUACAUGGCUACACUGAAUGUGAGCCCGGGGGAUAAGUGGCCGUAUAUGGCGAUCUUUGCGGCGUUUUGUGUUAGUAAUUGGGCGCUGGUGUAUUUCUUUGUCUGGUCGGUUAGGAUCAAGGGGUGGAGUUUUGGGUUCGGGUACAUCGCGAAGGGGUGGGAAAAGGUUAAGGGAGCUUUGAAGGCGAGGAAGGGAAAAGGGAGUGCAUAA